AUGGGAUUCUGGACAGUUGCUGUGCAGUGCGGCCUGGCUUUUAUUUUUCUCACCCUCCGCGUCGAUGGUGAUGUGACCUACUCCGUUUUGGAGGAGAUGAAUCGUGGAUCUGUAAUCGGAAAUAUCGCUAAAGAUUUGGGGCUUGAUUUGGGCAGACUCUCCACUCGAAAGGCCCGUGUGGACUCUGAAGAAAGCAACGUGCAGUACUGCGGGCUGAACCUCAAUACAGGAGACUUGAUUGUACAGGAGCGGAUCGACAGAGAAGGGCUUUGUGGGAAAAAGGCAAUGUGUGUCAUAAAACAGGAACUUGUGUUGGAAAAUCCGCUUGAACUGCAUCGUAUUCACAUUCGCGUUCUGGAUAUUAACGAUAAUUCACCACAGUUUAAAGAAGAGUCGCUGAAGAUUGAAAUCCGGGAAUCUGCAGACAAAGAUGCUCGUUUUCUUCUGGGAGAAGCGCACGAUGGCGACAUCGGUGAAAACGCAGUUCAGAGCUACUCGCUUCAGCAGAAUGAUCACUUUAGUUUAAAUGUUAACACGAAGGCGGGCGGGCGUAAAUACUGCGAACUAGUUUUAGAUAAAGAGUUGGACAGAGAGGACAAGAACGAGAUGACUCUUUUGCUUUCUGCAUUUGAUGGCGGCUCUCCUCAGAAAUCAGGUACAGUGGUUAUACACGUGACAGUACUGGAUGCUAAUGAUAAUGCACCAGCAUUUGGUCAGAGCGUUUAUAAAGCCACUUUGCCUGAAAACUCUCCAGUGGAAACAUUGAUAAUCACACUCAGUGCCACUGACCCAGACGAUGGAAUUAACAGUGAAAUUACGUUUGGAUUUGAUCACGUCUCGCAUGAAAAUAGCGACGCGUUUUCAUUGCAUCCUAAAACGGGCGAGGUGAGAGUAGCAGGAACUAUCGAUUAUGAAAGAGUGACAUCUUAUGAAAUGCAGAUCAGUGCUAAGGAUGGUUUAGGACUGGUUUCGUAUGCAACAUUAAUUAUAGAAGUUACGGAUGAAAACGACAAUGCCCCAAUAAUACACCUGAAAACAAUGAAUAAUCCCAUACCCGAGAACAUCCCACCUGGCACAGAGGUGGGCAUCAUUAAUGUGCAGGACAGAGACUCCGAGAAUAACCGACAGGUCCGCUGCUCCCUCCAGCAGGGUGUCCCUUUUAAGUUAGUUCCUUCUAUUAAAAACUAUUAUUCUCUGGUGAGCACAGGACAACUGGACCGUGAAGUGGUGUCUGAUUACAACAUUACAAUCACUGCCACUGACGAGGGAUCUCCACCUCUGUCCUCCUCUAAAAGUGUUCAGUUGUCUGUAGCUGACAUCAACGACAACCCACCUGUGUUUGAGGAAGAGUCGUACAGCGCAUAUGUGAGUGAAAAUAACAAAGCUGGCUCCACUUUAUGUUCCGUUGCUGCUCGAGAUCCUGACUGGAGACAAAACGGGACCGUGAUUUAUUCACUGUUGGCUGGAGAGGUGAACGGUGCCCCGGUGUCCUCGUAUGUGUCUGUGAAUGGAGACACGGGGGUGAUCCACGCUGUGAGGUCGUUUGAUUAUGAACAGUUGAGGAGUUUCAAAGUGCAGGUGAUGGCCAGAGACAACGGUUCUCCUCCCCUGAGCAGCAACGUGACAGUCAGUGUGUUCAUAUCAGAUGUGAAUGACAACGCUCCUCAGAUCUUGUACCCCGCCCCGGAGGGCAACUCCUUCAUGACCGAGCUGGUCCCCAAAGCUGCACACGGAGGCUCUCUGGUGUCCAAAGUGAUCGCAGUGGACGCGGACUCCGGACAGAACGCCUGGCUGUCCUACCAGAUAGUCAAAUCCACUGAUCCGGGACUUUUCACUAUCGGUGUCCACAGUGGAGAGAUCAGGACACAGCGGGACAUUUCUGAAUCUGACAGUAUGAAACAGAACCUGAUCGUGUCAGUGAAAGAUAACGGACAGCCCUCUCUGUCUGCCACCUGCUCCAUGUAUUUACUGAUUUCUGACAACUUGGCUGAGGUUCCAGAGCUGAAGGACAUUUCUUAUGAUGAGAAGAACUCCAAGCUGACUUCCUACCUGAUCAUUGCGCUGGUGUCUGUGUCCACCUUUUUUCUGACUUUCAUCAUUAUCAUCCUGGGUGUGAGGUUUUGUCGCAGGAGAAAGCCCAGACUGUUGUUUGACGGAGCAGUGGCCAUCCCCAGUGCGUAUCUCCCUCCAAAUUACGCAGAUGUUGACGGCACAGGAACUUUACGCAGCACGUACAAUUAUGAUGCCUACCUGACAACAGGAUCUCGAACCAGUGACUUUAAGUUUGUGAGCUCUUACAAUGACAACACGCUGCCUGCUGACCAGACUCUGAGGAAAAGUCCAUCAGACUUUGCUGACGUGUUUGGAGACGGUGACAGUUCUGAGGUAGGCACGAAACUAACAAUGUUAUAACUCACAAGCUUGUUCAGAGCAAAUUUGUUU
Messenger RNA from Salarias fasciatus (jewelled blenny), 2442 nucleotides. Its product is annotated as protocadherin beta-16-like. The record is from RefSeq and is a predicted model, not a curated record. Gene Ontology annotation, biological process: homophilic cell-cell adhesion. The transcript has a single exon. The coding region runs from base 1 to 2412 and encodes 803 amino acids. NCBI's taxonomy places the organism in Eukaryota, Metazoa, Chordata, Actinopteri, Blenniiformes, Blenniidae. Gene Ontology annotation, cellular component: plasma membrane. Gene Ontology annotation, molecular function: calcium ion binding.